UCUACUCUACUUCCAACGCGAAGCGACGCGACGAAUCGACAAUCAAAACUCCUCUCCUCCCAAUUCAUUCACGAUCAUCGCUUUUCAUUUCAAAUUUAAAUUUUCCGUCUUUUUUUAGUGUUAUUGCACUUUAAUUGCACAAUUUUGCAUUGCAAAUUUUCUACACCUCUGAAGAUUGUGAAAAGUGUCGAGAUGAGCUUGCAAACGGUAGGGAUUCUAUUUUAUCAAAUAAAAGUCGAAAUUUCGUGUUUCAGAUAAGUGAGUGAUAUGGCGACGAUAUAUUCCACAAAGUACUUUAAAGAAAAUCGAGGAAGCGCGAGCAAAAUGUGUUUACUUCGCUUCUCUCCUGACAUCGAGUGUCGCCUUUUGCUGCGAUGAGUUGGCGAGAUUUCCUCCUACCCUACUUACUUCCUAUUUUCUCCAAUUUCUCAACAUCCCACAUUUCUCUUUGCCUGGAGGGAUUGAAGGCAACGACGAUUUCUAUUUUAAGGGCACCUUGGUGUGAAAGAAGACAGUACACUGAGUAUCAUUUUCGCUCAAUAAGUGUCUUUCACCAACGAAUCACAGGAACAGAGAAAGAGAGAGGAGAGAGACUGGAAGAAGUUUGACGACAAGAGGGAAUGGUACAUUACGGAUGUGUGAAAACCGACAGCGGUGGAAUCGAGUGCUUCGUUGAGUUCAAAGAACCAGCUGCAAGUAAAUGGUUCUCUGAAAGCGGAGAAAUAAGCGCAAUGACUAAAUGCAUUGAGUUGCUGGCCAUCUUGGGUUCCUUUCUACUAGUCUUAAUCACCCUUCCGUUUUCGCUCUGUUUCACGUUUAAAGUUGUACAAGAAUACGAGCGAGCUGUGGUAUUUAGAAUGGGUCGUUUAAAGGAUGGCGCUCGAGGACCAGGAAGCUUUUUCCUGCUACCUUGUGUGGAUAAUUGUAUCAUCGUGGACUUAAGGACCGUAUCAUUCGACGUUCCACCUCAAGAGGUCCUCACUAAGGAUUCCGUUACUGUCAGUGUGGAUGCGGUCGUCUAUUAUCGGAUAAAGGAGCCUCUGAAUGCUGUUGUAAAAAUCGCAAAUUACAGCCACUCCACAAGAUUAUUGGCGGCAAGUACUUUGCGCACUGUUCUGGGAAUGCGAAGUCUGGCUGAGAUUCUUGCGGAGCGAGAAACCAUUUCUCACACCAUGCAGACCUCCCUCGAUGAAGCGACAGAUCCAUGGGGCGUCAAGGUGGAGCGGGUCGAGAUAAAGGACGUUCGACUUCCGGUGCAGUUGCAACGAGCCAUGGCAACAGAAGCGGAAGCUUCCAGAGAGGCUCGAGCCAAAGUGAUUGCCGCAGAAGGAGAAAUGCUAGCAUCCCGAGCACUAAAGGAAGCCAGUGACGUCAUUUCCAUGAGUCCCGCAGCUCUCCAGUUGCGGUAUCUGCAAACUUUAAAUAGUAUAUCAGCUGAAAAAAAUUCUACAAUAAUUUUCCCCUUACCGGUUGAAUUUUUGGCGCCCUUUCUCAACUUCGGACAACGACCAUAUCAAGAAUCACGGCCACAGCCCGGCCGCAGCCAGAACAAAUGUUCGGGGAUGGAUUGAAAUUUUCGUUACACAUCCACUCAAAAAGUAUAUGUAUAUUAUGUAUAUGUUUCCAAAAUGUUGGUUCACUAGAGACCCCUACUUUGAGGAAAUUAAGAGCCUUAAAUUUAGAUAGGAGAAUUUUACGAAUUGGAGUUUAGUGUAAUUGCAAAACUAUUUAUAUUUUUAUAAAUGUCAACA
This is a messenger RNA of Belonocnema kinseyi, 1751 nucleotides long. RefSeq names its product band 7 protein AGAP004871-like. The transcript is spliced from 8 exons. Bases 621 to 1571 code for a protein of 316 amino acids. Gene Ontology annotation, cellular component: plasma membrane. Lineage: Eukaryota; Metazoa; Arthropoda; Insecta; Hymenoptera; Cynipidae. The record is from RefSeq and is a predicted model, not a curated record.